Molecule: messenger RNA, 1605 nt
Organism: Sorghum bicolor (sorghum)
Lineage: Eukaryota; Viridiplantae; Streptophyta; Magnoliopsida; Poales; Poaceae
Product: peroxidase 3
Exons: 4
Coding region: 245-1240 (331 amino acids)
Biological process (GO): response to oxidative stress; hydrogen peroxide catabolic process
Cellular component (GO): plasmodesma; plant-type cell wall
Molecular function (GO): heme binding; peroxidase activity
Source: RefSeq, a predicted model, not a curated record
UAGACACUAGACACACGUCAGGCGUCACCGUGCCUAGCUUGCUGCUGUCCGUGUCCGGCACACCGUGUAUUUAUAGCCCAGCACAGCUUGCUUGUAGGUCGACGAGAGUCGAGUCGAUCAGCUGACCUGGACACGGCGGAUCAGAGUCAGAGCGAAGCUGCUUGUAGUUGGGUGCAGCUAGCAGCCACUUGCUAGCCAGCCAGCCAGCCAGCAGUCGAUCGAGGCCAGGCGCGCGCGCGCGACGAUGGUGAGAAGAAUGGUGCUGGUGGCGGCGCUGGUGGUGGCCACCGUCGCCGUCCUCGCCGGCGGCGCGCGGGCGCAGCUCAAGGAAGGGUUCUACGGCUCCACCUGCCCGCAGGCGGAGAAGAUCGUCAAGGAGUUCGUCAAGGCGCACAUCCCGCACGCGCCUGACGUCGCCGCCACCCUGAUCCGCACCCACUUCCACGACUGCUUCGUCAGGGGCUGCGACGCGUCGGUGCUGCUCAACGCGACGGGCGGCAAGGAGGCGGAGAAGGACGCGGCGCCCAACCAGACGCUGCGGGGCUUCGGCUUCAUCGACCGCAUCAAGGCGCUGCUCGAGAAGGAGUGCCCCGGCGUCGUGUCCUGCGCCGACAUCCUCGCGCUCGCCGCCCGCGACUCCGUCGGCGUCAUCGGCGGGCCGUUCUGGAGCGUGCCGACGGGGAGGCGCGACGGCACCGUGUCCAUCAAGCAGGAGGCGCUGGACCAGAUCCCCGCGCCCACCAUGAACUUCACCACACUCCUCCAGUCCUUCCGCAACAAGAGCCUCGACCUCGCCGACCUCGUCUGGCUCUCAGGGGCUCACACGAUCGGCAUCUCCCACUGCAACUCCUUCAGCGAGCGGCUGUACAACUUCACGGGGCGCGCCGUUCCCGGGGACGCGGACCCGUCGCUGGACCCGCUGUACGCGGCGAAGCUGCGGCGGAAGUGCAAGACGCUGACGGACAACACGACGAUCGUGGAGAUGGACCCGGGGAGCUUCCGCACCUUCGACCUCAGCUACUACCGCGGCGUGCUCAAGCGGCGGGGCCUGUUCCAGUCCGACGCCGCGCUCAUCACCGACGCCGCCUCCAAGGCCGACAUCCUCAGCGUGGUGAACGCGCCGCCCGAGGUGUUCUUCCAGGUCUUCGCGCGCUCCAUGGUGAAGAUGGGCGCCAUCGACGUCAAGACCGGCUCCGAGGGCGAGAUCAGGAAGCACUGCGCCUUCGUCAACAAGCACUAGCAGGCGGCGGCCCAUCUGGCCGGGACGCCGGAAUUGAUGAGGGAAAUGGCUCGAUCGAAUGCAUUUUGCAGGCGUUCCUUCUCUCGGUGAUGUGGUGGACGUUGAAUUGUACAUCAUCAGUGCAUGGAUUCUGUUGUUUAAUUUGUAUGUUCAGUUUUUUUUUUUUUCUUGUUGUAUUCUUUUGGUUCUUUUUUCAUGUGUUUUCUUUUUUGAUGAGGUGUCUCACUUUAGUCUCUCGUUCAGCUGUAAUCGUGUAAUGCGCGCGUUUUGUUCUUGUGAUCUCUGCAACUGUAAUUUACUUUAGUGAAUGGUAUACAUGGAGAUAUAUUAAUAAUAUAAGGUGAGAUAUCAAUCAUAUGUCCUUA